AUGGCUUCACAGGAAGAGGUCCAAGAAACAGACUCCAGUCCUGGAUCUGUUGAAAUUGUCUCUGUUACAGAAGAAGAAUUGGCAGGUUCGGAGCCAUGCUUUUUCUGCAAAAGGCUUUUCUGUAUACAGCAGACAAAAAUAGACCCCAGUGAAAAUGAAAAUGAACAGAUCCCAACACCUCAGUGCCAUGUUUUAAUUCCACUAAGGCUGCUUCCCGUUAUCCUUGCCUUAUUACUCACCGUAAUCAUAGCAGUUGCCAUUGGCCUGGGUGUUUACUUCAACUGCAGUGGGGGAUUUCAGUGCAGAUCGUCCUUUAAAUGUAUUGACCAAACAGCGAGGUGUGAUGGUGUCUUCAACUGCAAAGAUGGAGAGGACGAGUAUAGAUGCGUCAGACUGAGUGGCAAGUCGGCUGUGCUGCAGGUGUUCAGUUUUGGAAUCUGGAGGACUGUAUGUUCUGAUGACUGGAAAGACAACUAUGGGAGUGUUACAUGUAAAUACUUAGGUUUCUCAAGUUUUGAGAGUUCAGCUGAUUUCCCUGUGGCUGCCAUUGAAGAUGAAUUUCAGAGGUAUUUCGUUACUGCAAACCACUGGUUAGCCGCUGAUCAGUUGACAUCACCACAGAAUGCUACGUAUGUGCGAGAAGAGUGUGCCUCAGGCAAUGUGAUUGUCUUAAAAUGUGUGGCAUGUGGCACUAGGUCCAGGUAUUCCUCACGUAUAGUUGGUGGAAAUGCAUCAUUGCCCCAGCAGUGGCCCUGGCAAGCCAGCCUUCAGUUUCAAGGAUAUCAUUUGUGUGGUGGAUCCGUCAUCACCCCCUGGUGGAUUGUCACAGCAGCUCACUGUGUUUAUGAUUUGUACCUGCCCAGAGCUUGGAGUGUGCAAUUGGGUUUUGUAAUACUGGAAGAACAUUCUGUUAAUCCAUACUUAGUGGACAAAAUUAUAUACCAUAAAAAUUAUAAACCUAAAACAAUGAGGAAUGAUAUAGCGUUGAUUAAGCUGGCCAAUCCACUUGCACUAAAUGGUCUUAUAGAGCCAAUUUGUCUUCCUAAUUUUGGAGAACGUUUUCCGGAAGGGAAAAUGUGUUGGGUAUCAGGAUGGGGAGCUACAGAAGAAGGAGGGGAUACUUCAGACAUUAUGAAUUAUGCCGGUGUCCCUUUGAUUUCUAACAAAGUGUGCAACCACAGAGAGGUCUAUGGAGGAAUUGUAGCUUCGUCAAUGCUCUGUGCAGGGUAUUUAAAGGGAGGCAUAGACUCCUGUCAGGGAGAUAGCGGGGGACCAUUGGUAUGCGAAGAUCUGAAUACUUGGAAGCUGGUCGGAACAACCAGCUUUGGAGUGGGCUGUGCGGAAGAAAAUAAACCAGGCGUCUACAGUCGCAUUACCUCGUUUCUGGAUUGGAUUCAUGAACAAAUGGAGGUUUAUUUUCUCAUAGUUUCUUCUCUCUGGCCUAACCUUCUACACAAUUGGGAAUGCCUUUGA
Messenger RNA from Elgaria multicarinata webbii, 1473 nucleotides. RefSeq names its product transmembrane serine protease 3 (gene TMPRSS3). Gene Ontology annotation, molecular function: serine-type endopeptidase activity; protein binding. The record is from RefSeq and is a predicted model, not a curated record. Gene Ontology annotation, biological process: proteolysis. Bases 1 to 1473 code for a protein of 490 amino acids. NCBI's taxonomy places the organism in Eukaryota, Metazoa, Chordata, Lepidosauria, Squamata, Anguidae. Gene Ontology annotation, cellular component: membrane. The transcript has 13 exons.